UUGGUGAAAACAUGGCUCGCACUAAGCAGACCGCCCGCAAGUCCACCGGCGGCAAGGCCCCGCGCAAGCAGCUGGCCACCAAGGCCGCCCGCAAGAGCGCCCCGGCCACCGGCGGCGUGAAGAAGCCCCACCGCUACCGCCCCGGCACCGUGGCCCUGCGCGAGAUCCGGCGCUACCAGAAGUCGACCGAGCUGCUGAUCCGCAAGCUGCCGUUCCAGCGCCUGGUGCGCGAGAUCGCGCAGGACUUCAAGACCGACCUGCGCUUCCAGAGCUCGGCGGUCAUGGCCCUGCAGGAAGCCUGUGAGGCCUACCUUGUGGGUCUGUUUGAGGACACGAACCUGUGCGCCAUCCAUGCCAAGCGUGUCACCAUCAUGCCCAAGGACAUCCAGCUGGCUCGCCGCAUCCGUGGGGAGAGAAAGGAAGAAAACAUGAAUCAUUUUCAGCAGAAAUGUGGCAAGCCUGAGAAAAGCACAAGGGGAAGCAGCACAAAGCUGCAGGUGGCUUGUUAUAUAUAUACUUGGGCUUUUACGUCGAGCAUCAGUUUAUCCCACUACGAUUGUGUUGACAUGGCUCGCACCAAGCAGACCGCCCGCAAGUCCACCGGCGGCAAGGCCCCGCGCAAGCAGCUGGCCACCAAGGCCGCCCGCAAGAGCGCCCCGGCCACCGGCGGCGUAAAGAAGCCCCACCGCUACCGCCCCGGCACCGUGGCGCUGCGCGAGAUCCGGCGCUACCAGAAGUCGACCGAGCUGCUGAUCCGCAAGCUGCCGUUCCAGCGCCUGGUGCGCGAGAUCGCGCAGGACUUCAAGACCGACCUGCGCUUCCAGAGUUCGGCCGUCAUGGCCCUGCAGGAAGCCUGUGAGGCCUACCUUGUGGGUCUGUUUGAGGACACGAACCUGUGUGCCAUCCACGCCAAGCGUGUCACCAUCAUGCCCAAGGACAUCCAGCUAGCCCGCCGCAUCCGCGGGGAGAGGGCGUAAUUCCCCAUUUCUACAAAAGGCUCUUUUCAGAGCCCCUCCUUUGUCACCAAAAAGUUGCUGUUUACCUAAUAACCUAAGUGUAUUCUUGUUCUAGGUAGAAUGUUUAGUGCAGCUUAUGAGAAUAUUACCGAUAUUAUGCACAUGAAAAAUAGUACGUCCAAUAUCAUUUUGUUUACCUGGAU
Molecule: messenger RNA, 1159 nt
Organism: Mastomys coucha (southern multimammate mouse)
Lineage: Eukaryota; Metazoa; Chordata; Mammalia; Rodentia; Muridae
Exons: 3
Coding region: 12-977 (321 amino acids)
Cellular component (GO): nucleosome
Molecular function (GO): structural constituent of chromatin; protein heterodimerization activity; DNA binding
Source: RefSeq, a predicted model, not a curated record